Molecule: messenger RNA, 1316 nt
Organism: Coregonus clupeaformis (lake whitefish)
Lineage: Eukaryota; Metazoa; Chordata; Actinopteri; Salmoniformes; Salmonidae
Product: neurotrypsin-like
Exons: 4
Cellular component (GO): membrane
Source: RefSeq, a predicted model, not a curated record
UGUUAUCUUUGUUCUCUGAUUGUCAUGAUCAUAAUCACAGCCCUGUAGGCGCCGUCCACCUUGUUAUGGCCCAUCAAUAGUCCUAUCACACACACACACAUACACACACACACACACACACACACACACACACACACACACACACACACACACACACACACACACACGCAAGAGAGAGAGAGUCAUUCCGGAUCUCAUUAACGGCCGGCCUCUAGGCGCGCGCUGUCUCGUUCAUUGAUCCGCGUCUCUUUUUUAAAAACUCCUCUCUCUCCGGUAUUCUCUCUCUCACACACACACCCGGUCCGGCUCGAUCCCAUCCCGCGCUAUGGUAGACGGGUUCAGAAUCAAGAGAGCGCGUUUCUGGGAAGACGUCGCGUGAACCGGUUUGGUUGUUUUUUCUCUCGGUGAUGGACUAGAUUUUGAGAGCGAGCAGAGAGGGAGAAAAGAAAGCUGAAACCGAGAAAACAAGUGUCUAGGCGACUCUACUACAACGACGACGACGACAUGGACUCUUCUCUCCUCUCAGUCUUUGCGCUCCUAAUUGUUUUCGCCUCCUCCUUCUCCUCCUCCUCCUCCGACGUCGUUCCCUCUCCCUCCUUCAUUCUACCGUUUACCGACUGCAUCCAGAGCCGCGGCAGGGACGGGUUCUACCAGGGGGCUGUGGACGUAACGGAGUCCGGUGCGGUGUGUAUGAGGUGGAGCGAGGUAGCGGGGUUUGAGGAGCGCUAUCCGGGCAGAGGGCUGGGGGAUCAUAACCGCUGUCGGAACCCGGACAACAGGAUCAGACCCUGGUGUUUCUUCAGGAACAGCCGCGGCAGAACCGACUGGGGCUACUGCGACUGUAAACAAGGGUCCGUGCGUCUGCAGGGCGGCCGCUCUAAGCUGGAUGGCAGGGUGGAGGUGUAUCUACAGGGGGUCUGGGGGUCUGUCUGUAGUGAUGACUGGGGAGACCAGGACGCUACAGUGGUCUGCAGACAGCUGGGACAGGAUUUCUCUGGGCGAGCGCGCUCCUCUGCCCUAUCUCCUCGAGGGGGUGUGGUCAGAAUGCACUGGGGGGCGGUCCACUGUCAGGGGGAGGAGCCUGAUAUACUGCAGUGUCCCAGUGUUCCAUGGAACGGAGGGGAGUGUCCCCAAGCUGCAGCCGUCACCUGUACCCCACUGGAAGUGGUAGCGGUGGUCCCGGUGAGGUUGGUGGGGGGGGUGUCGGCGUGGGAGGGGCGUGUUGAGGUGUUCCACGGGGGCGUGUGGGGGUCGGUCUGCGACGACCAAUGGGAUGAGAGCGACGUGGAGGUGGUCUGUCGACAGCUGGGCCUGGG